AUGAGGGAUCGGCCCGUCAUCAGCAUCGAAAAUUACACCAUAUACUGCGGCGAUGCUGAUGAGAACAAAGUAGGUGGCUGCGCGAUAGCUGUGAGGAACGAUUACAAGAACCUGGUGGAGGAAUUUGGCUCAACGUCGAUCGUAAGUGCCCACGCACCUACGGAAACCGCUGAGGACAACAGUAAGGACGCCUUCUAUGAUGAACUCAAUGCAUUGAUGUCUAAAAUACCAAGCCAGCAGGUGGUCAUUGUCGGAAUCGACGCAAAUGCGAAGAUGGGACUCGAACAGCAAUCCGAUGUGCUAGGAAAAUGGUGCUAUGCAGCGGAGCGCACGUCGGACAACGGUGACCGUCUAGGCGACUUGUGCGAACAGACGGGCCUCAUUAUCGGUUCCACGUUUAAGAGGAAUCAUCGACGCCAUCAGCUCACGUGGUAG
Molecule: messenger RNA, 435 nt
Organism: Necator americanus (New World hookworm)
Lineage: Eukaryota; Metazoa; Nematoda; Chromadorea; Rhabditida; Ancylostomatidae
Exons: 2
Coding region: 1-435 (144 amino acids)
Source: RefSeq, a predicted model, not a curated record